Molecule: messenger RNA, 2553 nt
Organism: Electrophorus electricus (electric eel)
Lineage: Eukaryota; Metazoa; Chordata; Actinopteri; Gymnotiformes; Gymnotidae
Gene: pax8
Product: paired box 8
Biological process (GO): regulation of transcription by RNA polymerase II; anatomical structure development
Molecular function (GO): RNA polymerase II cis-regulatory region sequence-specific DNA binding; DNA-binding transcription factor activity, RNA polymerase II-specific
Source: RefSeq, a predicted model, not a curated record
UAUUGUAGUGUAGAGACCGUAUUAUGAAACUCCAAUCCUUCUGCCCGAGUUAAGGACAUCAUACAAGAAGCCACAUUUUCUGCCCUGUAACCUGCAUUUUUGUCGUUGGAUAAUAUUCGACGGACAGCUUGUUAAAGAGCAUUUAAGUGUCCACGCAAGAACAUUUACACUCGAGGCGAGACCCCAUAUGGACUAAACACAUCAAAUUAAAGUGACAGUGAGGACGCUUCGACAUUACACAGGACUACAAGCGACCAAGUGACCCCUGAGCAAUGUCCACCACAACCGGGCGAGGGCAUGGGGGUCUUAAUCAACUAGGCGGCAUGUUUGUGAACGGACGGCCACUCCCGGAGGUCAUCCGGCAGCGCAUUGUGGACAUGGCUCACCAGGGUGUGCGCCCCUGUGACAUCUCCCGGCAGCUCCGGGUCAGUCACGGCUGCGUCAGCAAGAUUCUGGGCAGAUACUAUGAGACAGGCAGCAUAAAGCCUGGAGUGAUAGGGGGCUCGAAGCCAAAAGUGGCAACUCCAAAAGUGGUGGAGAAGAUAGCCGAGUACAAGCGGCAGAACCCUACCAUGUUUGCAUGGGAGAUCCGAGACCGGCUACUUGCAGAGGGUGUGUGCGACAGCGACACAGUGCCCAGUGUCAGCUCCAUCAACAGGAUCAUCAGGACAAAGGUGCAGCAGCCAUUUAACGUGCCCUUGGAGAGUAAGAGCCUCAGUCCGGGCCAAACGCUAAUUCCAAGUUCAGCCGUCACCCCUCCUGAGUCGCCCCAGUCAGACUCUCUGGGCUCCACCUACUCCAUCAGUGGCCUGCUGGGUAUACCUCAGACAAGCUCGGACGGCAAGAGGAGCCAUGACGACAGUGACCAAGAAAGCUGUCGGCACAGCGUGGACUCACAGGGCAGUGGAGGCGGGGCCAGGAAGCAGCUCCGCCCCGAGCACUUCUCCUCCCAGCACCUCGACUGCGGGUUCGAGCGGCACCACUAUGGUGGAGACACGUUCAGCCAUACUGCAGCUGGCAAGAGCGAGCAGUGCCUCUAUCCCCUCUCGCUCCUCAAUGGGAGUCUGGAAGAGGGCAAGAGCAACCUUGCAACAUCCAGUGCCACCAUUGGCCGGAACUUAGCAACACACCAGGGAUAUACCGUGGUCACAGAUCCCCUACAGCCCCUCCCAAUCUGCCUGAAACAGGAAAUGUCACCUGAGGGGGCCAGUUCAAGCCCCUCCCCCAACAUUAUAGCCAAUACUGCAUUCCUGGAUAUGGGUUCCAUUUCUGCUCCAUCACCAGUGUCCGUGGGUAACAGUUGCAACAGUGCCACACAUUUCUCCCAUGCCUUCAACUCAUUCCCCCAUCAUGCACCAGUGUACGGCCAGUUCAGCAGCCAGUCGCUCAUUGCAGGGCGAGAUAUGGUGAGCUCCACUCUCCCUGGAUACCCACCACACAUUCCCGCAGCUGGUCAGACAGGUUACUCAUCCUCUGCCAUCACAGGAAUGGUAGCAGGUGCGGAAUACUCAGGCCAGACGUACACACAUUCGCCGUACACAUCCUACAGUGACGCCUGGAGAUUCACCAACUCCAGCAUACUAGGUUCACCAUAUUAUUACAGCUCAGCCUCCCGCACAGCUCCGCCCUCCACCGCUGCCUACGACCACCUUUAGUGCCAGACAAGAAGACGUUACGCGAGGCCUGGUCAGCUACUUGUGAAUAAAAAUGACGUGGACAUACGUAAAAUACAAAGAACUUCCGUUGUAUUCUCUUGUCUUCAGUCGCAGAGGGUAUGACGAGGGAAACAACGAGAAACAUGAAGGACAUGGAAAAAGACCAGCAAAGUAUUCAUGGACAAUAUUUUUGUUGCCUGAAUGACUAUUAUUUAUUUAUUCACUUCGUUAACAGCCUCCACAAAUGCAAUUUACACAAGUUUACAACUUCCAUUUAAAUAGCUUUCAUACCUUUUCCAAGGUUUAAAGUUAGGGACCUAGUUUUGUUUGCAUUCCAGGCAUUGUCCAAUUGCCAAAGAUCGAUCGUCUUACAGCAGAUUGUUGUGUGACAAGAACGGAGUUCAUGACCUUGGUAUACUCUAUUAAGAAAACCAACGUUUCCGGUUUUUUUGGGGGUUUUUUUGUUUUUGUUUUUUUGCUGGCUAUUGUUCUCAAAAUAUUUGGGCUUUGUAGCCACAUACUACUUAUACGCUUUCGAAAGAUCUAUUUUCCCAACAAACUCCCCGAUUAAGUUCAUCAGAAGCAAGAGCCGCAUUUCACAGCCAGUGACCAUUAGCCAUCAAUCUAAAGAAAAAAAGUCAACGUGUACAUAUUGUAGAAAAGGAAAUCCCUUAUUGAAAAUUCCCCUUUAUUCUACAUAUAAACAGAAAUGGGCGUCGUGGAAACGAAUUAAUAAAUUGAAUGGGAAGUUUAAAAAGCUUUUUCAUUGUUUUAUUAUCCUCCCUUCCCUGUACUACAUGUCAAAUGGUUCUGCUAAGAUCUGUGAUUAAACUAUUCAUUUUUAUUCUAUUGUCAAGCAUAUGAUUAAUCAAUUUCUACAAAAUUAUUUUUAAAUAAA